This is a messenger RNA of Strongyloides ratti, 1083 nucleotides long. RefSeq names its product Ribonucleoside-diphosphate reductase subunit M2. Gene Ontology annotation, cellular component: cytosol. Lineage: Eukaryota; Metazoa; Nematoda; Chromadorea; Rhabditida; Strongyloididae. The transcript is spliced from 3 exons. Gene Ontology annotation, biological process: deoxyribonucleotide biosynthetic process. Bases 1 to 1083 code for a protein of 360 amino acids. Gene Ontology annotation, molecular function: ribonucleoside-diphosphate reductase activity, thioredoxin disulfide as acceptor. The record is from RefSeq and is a predicted model, not a curated record.
AUGAUUCUUACAGAAAAUAAUCAAAAUAUCAAGAACACCACAGAGGAGAUUCUACAUGAAAAAAAUACUAGCGUUCUGGAAGGUGACAGUAACAAGAAAGAGGAGAAACCGGAAUUUGUUGAGCCCCUUUUAAAAGAAAAUCCAAACAGAUUUGUAAUUUUUCCCCUUCGUCACCAUGAUAUUUGGCAAUUUUACAAAAAAGCUGUUGCUUCAUUUUGGACUGUUGAAGAGGUUGACCUGGGAAAAGAUAUGAGAGACUGGGAAUCAAUGACAGACAAUGAGCGUUUUUUUAUUUCACGUGUCUUAGCUUUCUUUGCCGCUUCUGAUGGUAUUGUUAAUGAGAAUUUGGUCGAGAGAUUUUCUAAAGAAGUUCAAAUUCCCGAGGCACGUUUCUUCUAUGGUUUCCAAAUUGCCAUGGAAAAUAUUCACAGUGAGAUGUAUUCAAAACUUAUCGAAACCUAUAUACGUGACAAUGACGAAAGAAUGAAACUUUUUAAUGCUUUAGAUGAGUUUCCAUUUAUCAGAAAAAAAGCUGAUUGGGCUUUAAGAUGGAUCGCUGAUAAGAAUGCUACUUUUGGAGAACGAGUUAUUGCUUUUGCAGCUGUUGAAGGUAUCUUCUUUUCUGGUUCAUUUGCUUCCAUAUUUUGGCUGAAGAAACGUGGUUUGAUGCCAGGAUUGACACAUUCCAAUGAAUUGAUUUCAAGAGAUGAGGGAUUACACCGUGAUUUCGCCUGCCUUAUGUUUAGUUACCUUGAAAACAAACCAUCUGAAGAACGUAUAAAAGAAAUUAUUAAAAAUGCAGUUGAUAUUGAAAAGGAAUACCUUACAGAUGCUCUUCCUGUUGAUAUGAUUGGAAUGAACUCACGUUUAAUGUGUACAUAUAUUGAAUAUGUAGCUGACCAUUUGUUGGUGGAACUUAAUUGUUCAAAACUUUAUAAUGUUAAGAACCCCUUUGAUUUUAUGGUUAAUAUUUCAAUUGAGGGAAAAACAAAUUUCUUUGAGAAAAAAGUUUCUGAAUAUCAGAAAUUCGGUGUUAUGUCUACAGAUGAAGAACGUGUUUUUACAUUGGAUGCCGAUUUCUAG